This is a messenger RNA of Lingula anatina, 2412 nucleotides long. Its product is annotated as HEAT repeat-containing protein 3. Gene Ontology annotation, biological process: ribosomal large subunit biogenesis; protein import into nucleus. The record is from RefSeq and is a predicted model, not a curated record. NCBI's taxonomy places the organism in Eukaryota, Metazoa, Brachiopoda, Lingulata, Lingulida, Lingulidae.
GUGGCCACAUGCUUUCGGGGUUAAGCUUUGUAAAUAAUAAUUGAAAGUCGCGGUUGUUUAUGUUAGGUUAUGAGUUAUGGGAAAGUCUAAGAACAAGAAAGGGAAGGGGACUAGGAACAACCCCACAGGUCUUCCAAGCGUCAAAGAUUUUAAUUUAGAACAAGAUGAGUUUGGAGAUGGUGACACAUACAGCCACUCAGUGGCCAAUAUUGUUGAAAAGCUCCAGAGCCUAAAUGAAGAAGAGAAGAUUUGUGCUUGCAGCACUAUUUCUACCCUGGUCCGACAACCGAAGGCCAUAAGGAUGCUACUUCAGAAUAAUGUUGUUAAAGUGAUGGGGCCACUCAUAGUGGACAGUAGUCAACAAGUCAGGAAGACAGCACUAGGUGCACUCAGGAACAUGACUGUAGAUGGCAGCUUUGAUGUUUGUGACAAAAUGAUAGAUGCAGAUGUGUUGACUCCACUGUUUGCUCUCCUCGCCGAGUAUGAAGAGGAGUGGAGUCCCAGUGACAAGGACGAGAGACUAGAUAUUAUUGUUCAAGCCACUCAUUUACUGUGGAAUUUAUGUGAGAGCAAUGAAAUAACCGUGAAGAGAUUUAACCAGGAAAAUGUUUUGCCAAUAUUACUACAGUGUUUGCAGCCUCAGGUGUACGGCUAUAAUCUGGCAUUGGUUGUAGCACAGUGUCUACAAACAGUCAGCGAGGACAAUCCAGAGAUCAUGUCAGCACUCAGCAAGGAGGCCACCAUGACCUUACUGAUGGAUCUUAUACAGAGGAAACAUGAAGAUAUGCAACAGAUGCUGCUCAGAGUGGUAGCGGCAGGCAUCCUGUAUAAUGCGAGUGGUGGUCAGUUAAACAGAGUGUCCGGCUCCUUGGUCACUGCAGUGGUCGGGACACUGGCGGAGGCUCUGGAAGUGGACGCAUACAGACACAUUGAGGAGAUGGCAUUUCGACUCAAACAGAAUGAUGCUUCUAUGAAUGGCACAGCAGAAGGUGGGGCCAUGGAAAAUGGAGCAGGGGAUGGAGGAAAAGAUGAAAAGAAGCACACAAAGAAUGGAUUGGAGAAAGAAUUAAAUGAACUAGAAUGCCUUUUGACUGCCCAGAGGACAGCUUUGGAGAUAAUCACUAAUCUCUGUUGUACAGAUGAUGAGGAAGAAGUGUGGGAGGACCUGGACAGCAGUGAUGCCAGCUCUGAUGAAAUGUUAACAGCAGAUGUUGAUAUGGAGGGAUCUGAUGAAACAGUAUUAAGUCAUCUCUGUGUCCAGUCUGAAGUCCACGGUGCUUUUGUUACUAAUAAUCUUGUUCCUAGGGUGAUGUGCAAAACUAAUUUCCCCAGUGCUGAAGUUCACACAAUAUUAAGCGGAUAUGGGAGGGGGAAGAAAUUGUUGAAAAGUAUUGAAGUCCUGCAGUCCCGCUCCCUGUUGUGUGUCAGUAACAUGGUCAGUGGUAUGGACAUUGAGGCACUUGGAGGGAUGGACAAGCUGCACUUAAUUUGGGAGAACCUUUCCCAACUUGCUCUUAAUAAACAAGCUGUAGAGAGUGCAGAUCUGUUGGAAGCUGUCACCAGUGCCAUGAGAGCAACUAUACAGAAACUGGCUGAACACAAGUCUCCUAAGUUCUCCAGUGUUGUCCCCAGUGACCUCCAGUUUGUGUUUGAGCUGGGACAGCAGAGCAGUCAUCCCCCAGUCAAGGCCAAUGCUGUGAGGAUAUUGUCCACUAUUGGUUGUCUGCUUGCCAAACAGAUGGAGCCACAUAGCCUGCUUAAGAAUAUUGGCACAUUUCUUGUGGAAAUAGUGAGCAAGGACCAGGAAUUGUGGGUGGUUGCUGAGGCGCUGGACGCCAUCUUUGAUGUAUUUGCGGAGGAUCAUCUAGACCCAGUUGUCAGGGAGAUAGGGUUAACAGACAAACUCAAGGCUGUGGCACCGCAGCUGAAGGCCAAGAUUCAUCAACAGAAGAGAAGCCUAGGAGACCAUCUCCCUAUCAUCAUGACAGCAAGGACAAAUCUGAUGCGGUUCAUCAAGUACAAAUCUUGACCAGGAGAUUGACUUUAAGAUGUUUUUUUUUUCCUUCUAAUAGUGACUUAAAACUCAGCAGUCAUUUGGAUCAGAGAAAUAAUUGAAGUAUUGUACUUCAAGUUCCAUUAUUUUCUGUAACAUGCAAUUUUUUCAUUCUUUUUAUAUAGUCCCAAUGGAUGAUUUAUGUGUUGUCAGAAAAGACUGGCGUUGAAUGUGUGGGUAUUAUUAGCAUUUUGCAGAGGUCUCAAUGGAUGAUUACUGUAUGCAAGAUCAGUAUUGAUAAGAAGUGUUGCCUCAAUUUUUGUCUUCAUCUUUUCCUAUGUUUCUCUUGAUUUCAAGAGCAAGAUAUUAUUUUCGUAAUGAGAUCUGAAAAGCUUAUGGUUUCAUUUCAUCCAAUAAUU